AAAUGGGAGUAUAAAGAGCCCCGGAGGAACAGCCUGAUGUCGAUCUACAGCAACGGUGAUGCUAGUCGAAGAGCCGUGUGUGGAGCAGGCAGGCGCAUGGUGAAACUGGCGGUUUACGCAUCUCGGUUGUUUGUUUGCUUCAUAUGUUGUGGUGCCGCAACAUGACAAAUUGCUCCGGGAGAUAGAUAGAUCCCACGGAACGGACCGGAUCCGCUGCAGUGGUGGUGGUGGAGCGGUGGUCCCUAGCUUGUCCUUCGAACUGGAUAGAGUUCGUGAGAGAAGAAGGGCCACCGAGCAUGAGGCGUUGUACCAGCAGGCGCAUUGUCAGUAGGCAAUUUGCUUGCUCGCCAUAGCCUUGGGCAGACUUCCUCAGCAGGCUACCCUGUAUAUAUAUCAAACCCCACCCUUUCGCAUCCUUUCACGUCUAGUGUUUGGCGCCCGCUGUCUCAUCCACAAUUUCGCAGUAGCUGUCCAUAUAUCCCUGGUGAGUGGGAGCCCUUCGUUGUAGUCAGCACUGCAUCUGUUCUAGCUCGGAAAUCGGACCCCAGAAUGUUCAUUUCGUUUCGAUUGUUGCUGACAUGAGGAUUGGAUCCUGGCCGAGGCUUUUGUGGACGUUGGACUGGAUUCUGAAGGGUGGCGGAAGUUUUUUUAAAUUUCAUCAUCUGCAGUAUUAUCGUCCUGCACUACCUUGCAAUGUCUCCAUUUCAAAGUUAGCAAGAAACUCUGUUUCGAUUACCCGGCGUCCUGGGAUCAUCAACUUUCCAAAGAAGCUAAAUCAUCGAGGGUUGAGAGAAUCUAAAAUUCACAUCCAUUCGGAGCUAUUUGUGCUUGUCGACAAUUCAAUGUUACAAUCGGCAACUAUGUCUGCCUGUGUGAGCGAAGCCAAUUCGACCGUUAGUUCUGGGCUACAUGUCGCCCUCCUCCGCGAUUCCAAACAGCUACCAGAAAUGUUCAUUGAAUCAGACCAUAACCACCGGCCAAGCCCAGACUCCAGAUGCCUGGAGAACCCAAACUUUGACAUCCCUGUUGUAGACAUAUCCUACCUAACUACUGGCGACGCUAACCAGAGGGCUAAGGCUGUCGCAGCCGCAGCGAAAGCCUGCCAAACCUGGGGCUUUUUCCAGGUUCAGAACCACGGCAUCGAUCAGAUGCUCACAAAGCGGUGCGAGGUGGAAGCUCAUCGUCUGUUCCAGCUCCCUCUCCAUGUCAAGGAGCGAUGUCACCGCGCACCAGGCACGUCCUUUGGAUACGGCGCCAACACAUGGAUUAACCAGAAAGUGAUGCACUGGGCUGAGAGCUUCCAUAUGCAGCUCAAUCCCACGUCCAACAUCCUUGAGAUGGCAACCAAGCUUUUCCCAGACGAAUCUUCCAGCCACCUAUUCAGCUCGACUGUUGAAGAAUAUAUGAAGAGUGUGGAGAAUCUGGCAACUCAGGUGCUGGAGCUUCUCACGGAAGGGCUGGGAUUAGAGCGCAACUGUUUCAGUCAGUAUCUGCAAAGAGAAAGAAUGACAUCCAUGCGUUUUAACUUCUAUCCUCCUUGCCCGGAGCCGUCUCUAGCGAUUGGCCUACGAGCUCACACAGAUCCUCAUCUCUUGACAAUUUUGCACCAGGACUCCGUUCCUGGUCUCCAAGUUCAAAUGGGAGACAAAUGGGUCACUGUUAAACCGCGCUUAGAUUGCUUCGUGGUCAAUAUCGGUGACCUAUUCCAGAUUCUGAGCAACACGAGGUACAAGAGCGUGCUGCACCGAGCCUUCGUGAACAGCGAAUCACAGCGCUUGUCACUGGCAUGCUUUCUCAACCCACCUCUGCAUGCUACCGUAGUGGCACCCCCCGAGCUCAUCACUCCUGAAUGCCCCCAAGUCUACAGGCCCUUCACAUGGCUGGAGUAUCUCAAGAACGCUUACUUGUACCACCCGACAGCUGGAAACGAGCGACACGAGCGAUUUUAUCUCAAGUCGAUGGUCGAUGUUCCCGCCGUGGCUCCCUCCUCAGUUCAUUGAGGGGAUGAAAAUUGUGAGAGAAUAUUGUAAUCACUGUACAAGGUGGUUUUAUCAGUUUCAUGAAAGCAGAGUUCUAUUUGAAGAGACUUAUGGUGCUCUCUCAAUGAUAUAAAGGUAGAGCCUGAUUAAGCUUGCCUGGAAACUUAAACCUCCAUGUGAUCGGGAAGGUGAUUCAACCUGAAAGCAGUACAGAAACCAUAUAUAUUAGCAGCAUUUACAGUUGUGUGCAAAGAGGUCGAAAAGAGAGGCACUCAUAGCUUUGGCUGCCUCACUGGUAAAAUGUCGCAUGUGCAAUUCACACAUAUAAAUUUAAAGAUUUUAGGUCCAUAUCCAUUACCACGUA
Physcomitrium patens is the source of this 2343-nucleotide messenger RNA. The record is from RefSeq and is a predicted model, not a curated record. Lineage: Eukaryota; Viridiplantae; Streptophyta; Bryopsida; Funariales; Funariaceae.